GCGUCUUCCGCCGGCGAAACUAGUGCUGGUCACUAAUCGCCAUAUUUGCGUGGUCAGCCGGUUUUGUUUUUGUUUUUUUGUUUGGUUCAAACUAUGGACACAUCCAGCGGGUCGGAUUCAUACGACAGGACGUACAGGGGACAUCGGCCUCGGGGACGGGAAGCCCACCGCAGGUCUGGCCGGGACAGAGCCAGAGCCAGUGGGAGUGGAGGCGAUGGGCCACCCGCAGACAUCUCCGACAAAAUCAGCACCCUGGCAAACACCUUACAGGACACCAGUAGGAACUUGACCAAAGUGGACAGAAUGCUGGGUCAGUACAGGGAGCAUACAGAUGAUCAGGCUGAAGCCAUGGCACUGCUUAGAGAGAAUCUAGAGGAGUCCAUCAGUCAACUGCAGACUCAGAGGCUGAGCAGAGCCAAUGGGACUCGGAGUGCUUCUGCCUCGGCCUCUCCUCUGCACACCAGUGAUCUGGACGCCUGCUCGGAAUCAGAAGGCCAGCGCUUCUACCCUACUUCUCCGCUGAAGGACUAUACAAGCACUCCAGGAAGGAGGAGGAGAUCUCAGUCUGCUAGUGUUCGCUUCAAGGAAAGCAGCCUGGCAGGAGAAGAUAUUCACACUUUGCACCAAUCCCUGCGGGAUCUGCGCUGUGGCCAACAGAGACUGUCUGAUGACCUGGAUAGAGAAAUCCUCAGGAGAAAUAGGUCUAAUAUUGACACCAGGCGGGCGAUGGAGAGCCUCACAGAGCACAUGACAGCCUCCCAGAGACAGGACUCAGUUUCGUCUCGUGUGGAGCGGCGGCUGCAGGAGCUGGAGAGAGAGAUCCACAACGAACAGAGGAGCGUGGAGAGGGAUAGAAGGCCGGAGCAGCGGGUUGCCAUGUCUGAUGAGCUGCAGGAGACUUUAGGGAGACGCCAAGUUCAAUCCCAUGAGAGAGACGAGGCCGUGACAGCCAGGCUUCUCAAAGCAGAGAGGGAGAAAUCCAAGAUGGAGCAGGAGCUAGACAGAGCCAGAAGAUUACUAGAACAGUCAGAGGAUAGCAGGGAGUCCCUCGUACAAGAGGUGGAGGACAUGCGCUGUGAGCUGCUGAGGACAAAGAAGGAGAACACGGGGCUUCAGAGGGCACGGCUGGAGACUUCUCAGCCCAGUGCUCAGCCACAUGGCAACAACACUGACAGGGAGGGGGGACGAGGUGGAUUGCAAGAUCGUUCGGACUUGGAAAAAGAAGUGGCAGAGCUGCGAGUUCAGCUGUGCAAAGCCUCUGUCCUGGGUGAGGUCGAAGAGCUGAAGAGGGCUCUGAACCGGAAAGAGAAGGAGAAUGUCGAACUCAGCUUACAGGUGAAGGAAUUAUCGUCAGACCUGGCGGCACGGGAGCAACAGCAGCUACGAAUGCUGGAACAGCUGAGGGACAUACAGAGCCGCGGACCGACAGAGAGGAGGGAGAUGGAGGCAUUACUGCAGGAGAGCACAAGGAGCAGAGAUGAAUUGAAGACCAGGGCCCAAGAGGCUGUUCGCCAGUGGAGGGCAAAGUGCAGGAGACUGCAGAAGGAGCUGGAGGAGGCGAGGGCUCAGGCUCAAUUUCACACCGACAAGGCCUCGCAGGCAGCCAGGGAAAAGGAAAGCUCUCAGGCCCAGCUGAAGGCGCUGAGCCAGCAGACUGAGGCGGCCCGCAGGGAGCUCGCUGAAAUCCUAGGACGUUUGGCCCAGCGCGAGGAAGAGCUCCACCGCAAGGACGUGGAGCUGUCGGAGACUCAGCAGCGCCAGUUGUCACUGCAGCAGGAAAUCCGGGAGGUCAGGGAGGCCUCAGCUGCCCUGGAGGAGGAGGCUCAGCGUCAGGCCGCCAUCCAAGCAAGAUUGAGAGAAGAGAACCAGAGGCUGGAAGAACGAGCUGACACUCAAGCCCGUCGCUGUCAGAGGGACCAGGAUGCACAGGCUGAGCUCCAGGCAGCCCUGAAGCAGGUGACCACAGCCCAUGCUCAGCUAGCGCAGCGGUCGGCUGAAGAGGAGAGAUCCAGGAAGGAGCUCCAGAAGGGCACCUCAGCACUUCAGGCCAAGCUGACAGCACUGCAGGAGGAGCGGGACGCCCUGAGCAAGCAGCUGCAGCUCGAGAGAGAGGUGCAUCAGAAGGAACUCGACAACACGAAGGCCACAGUGGGGGACAGCAGGAUAAAGAAGGAUCGGGAGGUGCAGGACAUGCUGAAGCUCUGCCGCCAGGAGCGAGAUGAAAUACAGGCGCACCUGAGGGAGGUCAAGGCAGAUGCAGCAUCAGACAAGGAGCUGUGUGGGGCGCUGCACAUCAAGUUGGACAGGAUGAAGGAUGAGUGUGAUAAGCUGGCAGCACAGCUGAGCACAAAAGAUGAGGAACAUGCACUUCUUCACAGAAAAUACCAGCUACUUAAACAGGAACUUGAAGACAAAGUCAGGUCAGGUGAACGGAGACGUGCCUCAGAGUCAGAACUUGUUAAGCUGGAGCAGAAGCUGCUGCAAAUGGAAGCCGAGCAGGAGACCGUUUUAACCUCUAUGGGCGACGAACUGGACGCAGCCUGUCGCAGUCUGGCAAGGAACGGCGAAGACAAACUACAGGCGAUCUCCCAGAGACCUGGCUUAGUCAAAGACCCCCACCGCUGGCUAGCUGAGACCAAGACGAAGCUGCGUUGGCUGUGCGAGGAGGUGCGGGAACGCGACACAAGAGACCAGCGCCUGAGGAGGCAGCAUCAACAGACCAGGGAUCAGUUGAAGGCCCUCAGGCAGAGCCGGGACUCGGAGCAGGCGUCUCUCCUGCAGCGCCUCGACCAACAGGAGAAGCUGCUGCACUCGUUCAGCACUGAAAAGAAAGAGCUGCUGGAGAGGAGUCGGAGGAAGGAGGAAGAAAUGAGAAGCCUUCAGGAUCGUGUGUUGGAUCUAGAGAUGAACACAAGAGUAGCCUUGGACCACUUGGAGUCAAUUCCAGAGAAACAAUGUCUGUUGGAGAACUUCAAAGACCUGGAGGAGUCGCAGCAGCAGAGGGAGAUGGUAGAGCAGCGCUACACUAAAUACAAAGAGAUCGUCUGGGACCUGCAGCACCAGCUGGACGAGUCCAAACGCAAAAUCCAAGACUAUAGAGAUGAGAAGUUGGACGCCACUUCCAGGAGCCUGAGACUGGCUGCUCUUUCUUCCUCCAUCAAAGGCUCCAACACAUUCCUAAGCAGCUCGCUGAGAUCUGACACACUAUCACCUCGCAAACGGCUGACCAGCUCGGACUUGGAGGAUUCCGAAGGCAACAAGGCCAGACCUCUCGCAGAUUAGCUCAACCUAAAGAAAACUCUUUAUCUGUAUCUCGACUCUACCUGCCUGGUGCUCAUCCAGAACAAACUUGACUGUAGAAAGAGGCCUUGCUCUCAACACUAAUCCUCCUCGACUACCUCUACCAGGCAGUCACUCAAGGUGCUCGAGAGCAGGAGGCUACGACUUGAGAUUUCACAGCCAGCUUUAAAAGAGUAGCUGCACACUGUAAAGGAGGAUCGACUGCAAAGUGUUUUAAAUGUUAUUUAUAAGCACCUGAAUUGAAUGUAUUUACUGCAGUUACAAAGCUUUAAACAACAUAGUCUGACUGUUACAUUUCUUGCUGUUCUUCCAACAUUCUGCAGCAUCUGUUUUAAAUAUUGUUUAUCCAUACUCUUUUUUUUUUAAUGUCAAUAUGUUUGUGCUAAAAUUAUAUAGUAUACUCCACAGAAAAAUGGUGCCUUUUAAGCAAUAUGCAGUUUUGUUUUUACUAACACUGUUGUUUUCAUCAUGAAAAUGUGACAAAUGUGUUGUUUUUGUCUUCU
Stegastes partitus (bicolor damselfish) is the source of this 3803-nucleotide messenger RNA. RefSeq names its product centrosomal protein 128 (gene cep128). Lineage: Eukaryota; Metazoa; Chordata; Actinopteri; Pomacentridae. The record is from RefSeq and is a predicted model, not a curated record. The coding region runs from base 94 to 3282 and encodes 1062 amino acids. Gene Ontology annotation, cellular component: spindle pole; centriole. The transcript is spliced from 25 exons.